AGAAAACCACUGGUAAGGUCGUUCGCGGCUCCGGCAACACGGUUAGUAUACACUGGUCCGUGGUAAAAGUGUUGCGCUCGACGUCGGUAGUAAAAAAUAAUAGUAAAAUUUUGUUUAAAAACAAAAUAAAUACAAAUCGGGAGCUCGUGAUUGUGCGCAACCACGUUGGUUUUUCGAUUGACUUUACGUACAUAUUUGGUUUAUGUUUAUUGACGUUUAUUGACGUUAAAAUUACUAAAAUGGCUGAGUUAUAAUGCAGUCGUGGUUCUUUCAGUGCGCGGUGUGUGUAUGUGCAGCGAGUGGAUAAUAAGAAUCUGUCAAAAUUGCUAAUGCAUAUAAGUGCAUAUCAAAUUCUUAGAAUAAGAAAAGGCCUCGAAGACGCCGUUCACCCGCAACCGUGGUCUAGCGUUAGAUCACUGGUGCAGUUCAUUGAUCGUUUAUCACACUAAAUCAUUAUACGCUACCUAGGUAUAUGAUUUCUGAUAUGAUAAUAAUAUGAUGAUGCGAGGGGCCGCCGACCGUAUUAUUAUAAUAUAACGCGCACGAUCUCGCUGCCCCGUCGCCCCGACUGCAAUACUGCAGGGGCCCGCACUGCAGCACCAUGUACCGGUCGAACUUUUACGAGAGCACGUGCCUGCGAUGCUACCAGACGGUGUACCAGGUGGACCGGGUGGGUCCGCUCAAGGACUUCACGUUCUUCCACAGUGGAUGCUUCAAGUGCGUCGUGUGCGGUACGAAGCUGACGCUGAAGACGUACUAUAACAACCAGCACCGGCAGGAGGACAAGGAGGUGUACUGUUCGAGCCACGUGCCGAAAAUCGGACCGGGCCACCUGGACGGCACGUCGGUGGGCAUCAGGAGCGCGCUGAACGUGCCCAAGUCGACGACGUACGUCAACGACCAGAUACGCGGCAGCGGCAAGGGCACGUUCGACGCCGAGGCGCUCAACAUCAAGCAGCACCUCAACGGCUCGACGCCCAACAACCGCGCGCAGUCACCGCUACCGGUGCCGUACAUCAGCUCGUCCACCCCGGACACCGGUUACCAGUACGGCCGGUUCGACGCCUCGGCGCUGCACAUUGCACACGCGCUCCGCGCCACCGAACUCCACAAAUCGUACCCGAACAAGAACGGUGUCCGGGAGAAGCCCAUACACUGUUAUUUGGUGAGUGUUCCGAUCCCAUGUGUAUAAUUAAUGAUAAAAUUGUGUAAUGUAGAAGUGCAUUGAUUUUACAUUUUUAAUGAAUUUUUUAAGGUUUUUUAGUGCGUUGAAUUUACAGCCCUGAUAAUUAUUAUAAUGUUUUUGGGCGCCGCACGUGGUAGACAUUUUUUCCACACAAUUUCUCAAAAUGUGGGCUAACUUCCACUUAAAUAAUAUUAUCUCAAAGUUAACCGAAUACGCCUGUAUCGAAAUACGUAGGUGCGUAUCUAUAGUUAUUAUUUUUUCAAUCAUUUUUGAUUACCUAUAUAUAAACAACAACAUUAUAAGGUACUUAUCGUAUUACCUACAAAUUAUAAAUGAUACCUA
This is a messenger RNA of Acyrthosiphon pisum (pea aphid), 1528 nucleotides long. Its product is annotated as hillarin. The coding region runs from base 602 to 1192 and encodes 196 amino acids. The transcript has 2 exons. The record is from RefSeq and is a predicted model, not a curated record. NCBI's taxonomy places the organism in Eukaryota, Metazoa, Arthropoda, Insecta, Hemiptera, Aphididae.